Molecule: messenger RNA, 1380 nt
Organism: Trichomonas vaginalis G3
Lineage: Eukaryota; Parabasalia; Trichomonadida; Trichomonadidae
Product: adenosine/guanosine diphosphatase family
Exons: 1
Coding region: 1-1380 (459 amino acids)
Biological process (GO): nucleoside diphosphate catabolic process
Cellular component (GO): membrane
Molecular function (GO): nucleoside diphosphate phosphatase activity
Source: RefSeq, a predicted model, not a curated record
AUGCUUCCACUUUUUUCAACUUUAGCACUAUCUUCAACAUAUAACGUAGUUGUUGACGCUGGCUCAAAUUCAAAGUUAUAUGUUUUCAAAACAACUCAAAAUGAAACAUCAUUUGAUAUCAAGCUCGUCAAUCAAACUUACACAUCUAAAGGUACUUUAGCUAAUGCGUACUACAAUCUCGAUGUUAUUAGCCAGAUUUUCGAUGAGCUUUGCCCAAAGGCUGAAGAAAUCAUCAAUACUGAUUCAAAUAAUUUUGUAGGUCUUUCAACAGUUCCAUUUUUCGUCGCCGGAACAUCUUUAAUGAGAGAUCUUGAUAUAGAAGAUAGAUACAUGGUACAAAAUAAUACAUACAAUUACAUUAAACAAAAAUGUAAAUUUAAUAUAACAAAUGAAACAGUUACAACACUUUCUGCUAAAUCCGAGGCAAUCUACACUUAUGUUACAGUCAAUAUAGCUUCAAAGGAUACUUCAGUUCAGACAGUUAUAGGCUUAUCUGGCGGAAAUAAUUUCGUCGCUACAAAAGAAAGUAAUGGCCUCCUUUCUUCUGAUACCAUUACAUAUGGAACCCAUAAGGAUGUUAUUUGGGUCUUUACAUAUCCAGCUUUCUCCACAAAAUCCCUUAUAAAUAACUACACUCUUUCAUCUGCAAGCCUUGCAGGCAAAGCUUUUAUAAACUCGUCAUGCUACCUCACAGGAUAUCAAUCCGAUGAAGACGAUUUCAUUUCAAUUAAGGGAGAAGGAAAUUAUACAGCUUGCAAUCAAACAAUCAACGAUCAGACCCUUAUUUUCGAACAAUACUACGGCUAUAAAGAAGGCUACUUCUUUAACAAGAUCGAAAGACCUAAAUUACCAUCAACACCUGUUUAUGCAACCGGAGAUUCUUAUACUUCAAACUUCGAAGGCUUAUUCGAAAGUUUGAAGGACACAAUCCCAGAGAUGGCCAAUUUCUCGAAUAUUACCCUCGAUGAUUUCAUUACAGCUGCAGAUAAAUACUGCGCUUUACCUCUCGAAGAUGUUAAGCGCAAAACCUCCAUCCCAGAACAAUACCUCGCUCAAGACUGCUUAGAGAUGUCUCUCCAGGCUCGUAUACUUAAAUUUGGUUUCAAUUUGGAAAACGAUCAAGUCUUCAGAUAUUCACAAAUUAACGGUGUUCCUAUCGGAUGGCAAGCCGGUCUUGUUACAACAUUCUAUUCCCCUGAACCUGAUACAAAUAAGGCGAAACAGUGGAUUGGAAUUAUUUUGUCUCUUGCAAUUGUUAUUAUUAUCAUCAUUAUCGUUACAGUCGUUAUUUGCAAGUGCGUUAAGAAGCACAAAGAAGAACAAGCUAAGCAGGUUAAUUAUGUCGACCCAUCUGCUUUUGACAACCUCAAUGAAAACUAA